AAAUUCACCUUGUACAUGAGCUGGGACACUCCUCCCGUCUCCGGCGAUCUCUCCUAUAUAAGCGGACGCCUCGCUCUCCCUUCUCCGAGCACGCCAUCCUUGCCUCCAACUAACCCCCUCCACCCGCUCACUGCUCCCACACCACUCCGCCGCCGCCGCCGGCGUCGCGUCUCCUCCAUUCUUCCUCCUCCCCCAGCACCACCGACGAUGACGCUGACGAUCCCGGAGGACGUGCGCGCCAAGGCGGAGAUCUACGUGGGCGACGCGGCGGGGCAGGAGAAGACCCGGUUCCUGCUGCAGGAGACGGGGCUCCCCAGCGGCCUGCUCCCGCUCAAGGACAUCGUCGAGUGCGGGUACGUGGAGGAGACGGGGUUCGUGUGGCUCAAGCAGCGCCGCAAGGUGGACCACUACUUCGCCCGGGCGGGGCGCCACGUCUCGUACGGCGCCGAGGUGUCGGCGGUGGCGGAGAAGGGGCGGCUCAAGAAGAUCACCGGGGUCAAGGCCAAGGAGAUGCUCAUCUGGGUCACGCUCCACGAGAUCUGCGUCGACGACCCGCCGCAGGGGAAGCUGCACUGCAAGGCCAUCGGGGGCCUGUCCAGGAGCUUCCCCGUCGAGGCCUUCGAGGCCGACGGGCCGCCGCCGGCCGCCGCGGCCGCGGCUGCCAGGGCUGUUGACGUCGCCGGCAACGGCAACGGCAACGGCGCUGCGGCGAAGGAGGAGGUGGCGGCCAAGAAGGAGGGCGCCGUGGAGGAGGAGAAGAAAGAGGAGGCCCCCGCCGCCGCCGGGGAAGAGAAGAAGACCAAGGAGGAGGAGGAGAAGGGCGACACCGCUGCGGCCAUUGACAAGGUCGAGGAGAAGCUCAAGGAGAUGAGCACGGAGGUGCCGGCGCGCAAGCACGCCGACGCGGUGGCCGCCAAGAACUGAUACCCUUUCCGCCCUUCGCCAUUUACUGCUACCGCCCAUCCACCAUUAUUCACAGCUACGAGCUACCACCACGUCAGAGAGAAGAAAAAAAAAGGAGAAGACCUCCCUAGUUCUGCCGUCCAUCAGAGAGACAGAGACGACGACGAGGAACCGCGGCGAGAUUGGGGGAGCUCGCUCCAGCUCCAUUACUCCGACCACCAGCACUGUUCAGUUUCGUUCCGAAUAAUCCACGCACACACGCAUGUACGGUCCGUUUUAAUUUCCCUGCCGCUAUAAAACCCCCCGAAAGUACUAUGUAUCGAUCGAUGGUGUUCUUAAUUC
Messenger RNA from Panicum hallii, 1245 nucleotides. RefSeq lists its product as uncharacterized. The record is from RefSeq and is a predicted model, not a curated record. The coding region runs from base 16 to 924 and encodes 302 amino acids. NCBI's taxonomy places the organism in Eukaryota, Viridiplantae, Streptophyta, Magnoliopsida, Poales, Poaceae. The transcript has a single exon.